AGGAGGCACACGCUCCUUCUCCUCCAUUCAUCAUUAACCGGACCGAAGAGCGUUCUCACUUCAACCGGAGAAGAUUCAAUCAAACACCGCCAGGUGGUGGAGCAGCUAGAUGAAGCACCGUCCGGUCCUGAAGCACCUCACGUCGUUAAAGAUGUUGUUGUUGUUGCUCGCCGUGUGUUCGCCCGUCUCCUCCGGUCCCGACUGCGCGGACACGAGCGUCGCGGCGCGUUCUCCGUCCGCCGUGGUCGACCCGCAGAGAGCCGAGCGGAGCCGGAGGGCCCACCUGGAGGCGCUGUUCAGCAGGUACGGAGAGAACGGAUCCAUCUCCCUGGACGGGCUGAAACGCCUCCUGCACAACGUGGCGUUGGAGCGCAACAGGACCGUUACCGAGCAACCAGGCCACGCCCACCACCAGGGUGGCCACGCCCACCACCAGGAUGGCCACGCCCACCACAACUCGCAUCUGCAGGAACGCGCCGAACCCUCUGAGAACAGGAAGUUCCCAAAGACCUCUGAAGUCUCCAGAGACCAGGACGGCCACCACGGCCUGCGCAGCAAGAGGGCGGCGGCGGCGCAGGAGGUCGGCAGUGCCCAGCUGAUGGCGAGCUCAGCCAAUGAGAGACGAGACCCGGAGCAUCCCGGUCCUGCAGGGAGGGAGACCACCGGACGGGCCCCCGAGAGCCAGACACUGGCACCCGCGGUCAGCCGGGGGGAGCACAUGCACGCCCAUGACCACGUGCACGCCCAUGACCACGUGCACAGCCAUGACCACGUGCACGCCCAUGACCACGUGAACCAGGAGUUUCCUCAAAACCGAAGUGUGGACAGUAUGGAGUGCCUGAACGCCUCCAGCUUCCUGUCGUCUCACGGCAUGUCUCCAGACGCCGCAGUGACGCUUGCAGACUUCGGCUUCCUGUGCCCCGCCCUCCUCAGCCAGAUUGAUGGCGGCGCCUGCAUCCGGCACCGAGGCCCCGCCCCCGACCACGAGGAGACGGACCACGCCCACCACAACCACUCUAACCACAGGGACCACGACCACGGGGACCACGACCACGUGGCGAUAGCGUGGGUCGGCGGCUUCGUCUCCAUCACCGUCAUCAGCCUGAUGUCGCUGGUGGGCGUGGUGCUGAUCCCGCUCAUGAACAAGGUCUUCUUCAAGUUCCUGCUCAGCUUCCUGGUGGCGCUGGCGGUCGGCACGCUGAGCGGCGACGCCUUCCUCCACCUCCUCCCCCACUCUCUGGGAGGCCAGCACCACCACCACCACCCGGGGGCGGGGGGGCUGCCCCUCCACGAGGGGGAGGACCUGGACGGCGUGUGGAAAGGCCUGGCGGCGCUGAGCGGCGUCUACGUCAUGUUUCUGAUCGAGCACUUCCUGACGCUGGGCAAGAUGUACAAGGACAAGAAGCAGAAGGUCCACAAGAAGUGGGACCAGAACGACCGGGCGGAUCCGGAGAAGCAGCCGGCGCUGGAGGAGAGCGACCUGAAGCCGGCCGAAGAUGUGGAGGCGAACGGCGGCGGCAUGUUCGGCGUGCACGGCGGCGCCGCGUCGGAGGAGGAGCAGGUGAUGCUGGCGCCGCAGGCCUCCGCCUCGGAGGGCGCCGCCUACACCGCCGAGGACUGCGAGAACAAGUGCCACUCCCACUUCCACGACACGGUGGGCCCGGCCGACAGCCUGCACCACCACCACCACGACUACCACCACAUCCUGCACCACCACCACUCCCAGAACCACCACCCGCACAGCCACACCCACUCCUACUCGGAGGAGCACUUCCAGCAGGCCGGCGUGGCCACGCUCGCCUGGAUGGUCAUCAUGGGAGACGGGCUGCACAACUUCAGCGACGGCCUGGCAAUCGGCGCUGCCUUCACUGAGGGUCUGUCCAGCGGCCUCAGCACAGCGGUGGCCGUCUUCUGUCACGAGCUGCCCCACGAGCUGGGUGACUUUGCGGUGCUCCUGAAGGCCGGCAUGACGGUGCGCCAGGCCAUCCUCUACAACAUGCUGUCGGCCAUGACGGCCUACCUGGGCGUGGUCAUCGGCAUCCUCAUCGGCCACUACGCCGAGAACAUCUGCAUCUGGAUCUUCGCCCUCACGGCCGGACUCUUCAUGUACGUGGCUCUGGUGGACAUGGUGCCCGAGAUGUUGCACAACGACGCCGGGGACCACGGCUUUAGCCACUGCGGCUACUUCCUGCUGCAGAACACCGGCAUCCUGCUGGGCUUCGGCAUCAUGCUGCUCAUCGCCAUUUUUGAACACAAGAUCCAGCUGGACCUGGGAUACUGAAGGAUAGGCCCCUCCUACUGAAGGAGCGGCACCUCCUCCUACUGAAGGAUAAGCCCUUCCUCCUAUUGAAGGAUAAGCCCCUCCUACUGAAGGAUAGGCCCCUCCUACUGAAGGAUAGGCCCCUCCUCCUCGCCUGCGUGUCAGGUGUGGUGUGUGAGUGUUCUCGUUUUAUUUCUUAUUUUCCGGCCCGCCCACCUCCGCGUUCAGGCCCAUUUGAUCACAGCGGUUCAUAUUUACGAUAAAUCCAGUAGGACCUGAAAGCAGCACGAGAAAGUUGUUUUGUAGUUUUCCACCACUUUUGAGUCAGUAUUUUAUUUAUUAUUCUGUCUGAAUUCAUCAAUUUUUAUUUAUUCGUGAGCCAACGUGUCACCGAAAUUAUUCCGUCAAACUUUGAAUAAUUUAAAUCAGAAAACCUGAUAAAAUGUUUCUAAAAUCAUUUUAGGAACCAGAACCAGUCAAAAUGUUUUCCUUCUUCCAGAGAGUUGAUCAUUAUAAGUAUUAACAAUAGUGUGUUUGCGUUGGACCGGCUCCCCCUUGUGUCCGUUGGGGCGUACUGCGCCGACGACGUUGAUGUUACAGUUACAGAAAAAUACUUUUUUAAUAUCACUUAAAAUGCUGAAAUUGGUUCUGAAAAGUGCUUCUGCAGCGACAGAAACCACGGAGACUCGAGUUAAAUGCAGAAAUGAUCAAUAAUUAUAAACGUUGUUGUCGUGGUUACUGGCACGAGAACGCAGCUCGACUCAUCGAUGACGCUUCACAUUUACUCGUCUUCAGACUUUUUUCAAAUGAAGGCAGCGGAGGGUGUCGUCCCCGCUGACCUUUGACCUCUUGUGACCUUUGACCUCUCGUGACCUUUGCACAAGUCUGGACGAUAGAAAAGUCUGGACGAUAGAAAAGUCUCAGACGACGAAAUUAGGACGAAAAAUUACAGCGGCAAAAAUAAAAAUGGACUGCAUGUUUUUUGUUUUUUACAUAUCUAUUUUUGUUAUGAACUAUCGUUACGGUCUCCGUUACUGUCACGAUGUCCUCGUGGAGUCAUCGCCGUGGAAACGCCCGAUGACAGCAAAGUCCUUUUCAUUCUUUCUCUCCGUGUUUUGUUCUUUUCUCAAAAGUAAUUUGAAGUUCUCCUAAAAAAAAGGUUAAUGUACUCAGUAUGUGUACAAGAUGCUGUCUGUGUAUUAAUGUCCAUGAGAUGUGUAUUAAUGUGUAUUAAUAUACAUUAAUGUACAUGAGAUCUGUGUAUUAAUGUGUAUUAAUAUACAUUAAUGUACAUGAGAUGUGUGUAUUAAUGUGUAUUAAUAGACAUUAAUGUACAUGAGAUGUGUAUAUUAAUGUACAUUAAUGUACACGGCCGUGUGAUCUAAUUCGCUGCAUUUAGUUCUUUUAUGUUUUUGUCUCAAACUAUGAAGACGUCCCACAAUGCAACGCUGCAAUGUAAACGCUGCAUGGCCUUUUUAAUUAAUUAAUUUAGACUUUACUUUUUGACGAGGCUCAUCGACUGCAGCGCGUUUAAAAAUGAGAUAAAUGCAGGUUUUACUUUUAUUUCUUUUACGAUGUUUCAAUUUAUUUUUCUAGUCCGUCCCAAAAAAAUCUUUAAUUUCUGAGAUAAAAUAAUUAUUGUUUAAAAAGGAGAGCAAAGUGAUUUUGCUGAAAUCAUCACUUUAUUUAUUUUCUAUCGAACAAGAAGCUAAAUGUUAAAGAAUUCUGCAAAAUGUGAACAAAAGUUUAAAAAACGACCAUCAAGUCCAAAUUUGGCAAAAUAAUACAUUUCUGCUGGUGUUUCUGUUAUUUUGUCCACCUCUGUAUUGAUCCGCCAACAUUCCUCCAAAUAAACUUUCAUUGUGUUGAACAGGAA
This is a messenger RNA of Pseudoliparis swirei, 4136 nucleotides long. It is a transcript of the gene slc39a6, whose product is annotated as solute carrier family 39 member 6. The record is from RefSeq and is a predicted model, not a curated record. The transcript has 13 exons. Gene Ontology annotation, molecular function: zinc ion transmembrane transporter activity. Gene Ontology annotation, cellular component: membrane. NCBI's taxonomy places the organism in Eukaryota, Metazoa, Chordata, Actinopteri, Perciformes, Liparidae. Bases 110 to 2281 code for a protein of 723 amino acids. Gene Ontology annotation, biological process: intracellular zinc ion homeostasis; zinc ion import across plasma membrane.